GUUAUGCAUUUGAUGUUUUUCUGCGAAAUCAGUGGCGAAACGUUGAAUUGGAUUGUUAUGGGAAGCAAUCUUGACCUUAUAAGCACUCAAGUCUUGAUUCUUUCUGUCUCGUUUUGGUUUUGAUUCCAGAAAAUGAUUUUAUGACUAAGAGAAGUAUAAACGCAUAGGACAAGAUAGCCACUGCUCCUUGAUGCUAUUGUUUUAAAUGGUUGAAUCGACCAUUAUUUCUCUGUGAUGGUUUAUCAUCUCACCUAUUUUUUAUGUGUGUGUAGAGAAGCUGCAACUACUGAGGUUGAUACUGGAAUCGAGGGUAUAUUGAACCGAUUGGAGAAACAAAGAAAUUUGACUCUUGGGUUUGUUUUGAGGGAUAAAGAAGUCAGUACUGGCAAUGCAAGUAAUGAUAAUAAACAUGAUUGGAGUCAUGAAACCUCAACUGAUGCGACAGUUGGUGCAACAAGUAGAAGUAUCAGACCUGCAUCAUCAAACCCCACUAAAGUCAUUCUUAGUGAUGUGGGAGGCAGACCUAAUCAUAGCAGAUCUCUUUUAGAUGCUGAUGUUCAAAGAAACUCUCUAAAGCCUGAAAUGUGGAGAACUUGGAGCACCCAAAGAGCUGGAUCUUCAGAUCAAGAAUUUGAAGCUGGUGAAGUUUCUUAUGAUGAAAUGGGAGGAUCAAAGGGAGUUUUGCAAGAUGAAAAACUUCAAAUGAAAGAGGGUGCUAUAGAAUCGGAAGGAAGGAAUGAUCUAGAUUCUCAUGAUGAAGUGAUCAAGUACAAACUAGUACGAAGUCACAUGCAGCACCUUGAAUCUGAGCUCUCCUCUGUACUUCAUUCUUUGAGGUCUAAAACAAGUAACGCUGCACCAAAAGAGAUGGGAAUGAUUACUCCUGGUGAUGAAAGCUCAUCUGAUGAUUUGCGGAAGCUCUCUGAUACUUGGGAGUUUCAAGAAAAUGAAAUAAUGCAUGCCCAGAACAAAUUACGUUCAACACGUGCAAAGCUAGCUGUUUUAGAAGGAAAGAUGGCGAUGGCAAUAAUUGAUGUGCAGAAGAAAGUGGAGUUGAAACAGAAGAGGGUCAAUGAUGCUCGUAGAGCCUUACGCCUUCUCCGAACUGCUUUAAUAGUUUGGACAAAUUCAGCCUCAGAAGUGCUAUUAGCAGGAUCAUAUGAUGGUUGGGCUACCCAGAGAAAGAUGGAGAGGUCGAGUACAGGAAUCUUCUCUGUGAGCCUGAAGUUGUAUCCGGGUAGAUACGAGAUCAAAUUCAUUGUUGAUGGGGAAUGGCGAAUUGAUCCCUUACGCCCUAUUGUUCGCAACAACGGAUUCGAGAAUAAUAUACUGAUUAUAACAUAAGAUUGCCACCCAAUAGAAGAACUUUUCUUUAACGUAGGGGAGUGUAGAUAGUAGCUAGGGACUCGUGUGAUUCUUUUAUGUAAUGAUUCAGAUGUAACAGCAUUCAAUUCAUGUAACACCCAGAUUUUAGGAUGGUGCUAAUUCAACCUCAAUGACGA
Molecule: messenger RNA, 1502 nt
Organism: Fragaria vesca subsp. vesca
Lineage: Eukaryota; Viridiplantae; Streptophyta; Magnoliopsida; Rosales; Rosaceae
Exons: 7
Coding region: 235-1344 (369 amino acids)
Source: RefSeq, a predicted model, not a curated record